This is a messenger RNA of Limulus polyphemus (Atlantic horseshoe crab), 723 nucleotides long. RefSeq names its product protein FMC1 homolog. The transcript is spliced from 3 exons. Bases 204 to 533 code for a protein of 109 amino acids. Lineage: Eukaryota; Metazoa; Arthropoda; Merostomata; Xiphosura; Limulidae. Gene Ontology annotation, cellular component: mitochondrion. The record is from RefSeq and is a predicted model, not a curated record.
AUAUAUCUAAGCUGCUUUAAAAUUUGUGUUACUUUAUAACGAAAGACUUAGAAUUUACAAUAGUAUUUAUAAAAAUAUUCUUGCAAAGUAUAAAAUAAACUUGAUAUAUUUUGAACGAAGUUUAUUUAUUAGUACUAUUAUCAGUUCUAAUAGAAGUUCUAGUCUACUGCUGAACGCAUAUUAUGAAAUACGAAUAGGUCAGAAUGUCUUCAAACAUACUGCACGUCAUACGAGGUAUUGGGCAUGAAAUUAGACAUUCUUCAUCCACGAAAUCGGUUAUUCAAAAUCCUACCUUCAGAUACAUACUGGAACAAACACGGAAGCAUCAGGUUACAGAAAAACGAGUAUGUAGAGGUCAGGCAGAACUCCAGUACCUAGCUCACACCUACCUUUGUUACUUAAGUAGUAUAAGAAGACAAAAGGAACUUCACGAGAUGUAUCAUGGGAAGGGAGAAAGAACGAUAAAGGAAACAGCAAGUCUGGUAGGACUAACAUUACCAGAUGAUCGGGCAAGAGAAGAUCCUUUAAAGUAGUAAUAUAUGUUUUACACUAAUAGAAGGAAAUAGAAAACUUUAUUUCACAUUUAUAAAUUACUAUAAAAUUGAGAUUAGUAACAUCGUGUUAGUUAGCCAUGAACUCUUAGGUACAAUUGCGUGGAUAUCAGUUCGUUGAAAAUGUAACGUUACAAAUACAGAUAAUAAAAUUCUUCUCUUGUCUGUUGUA